UUCCUGAAUCAGUCGGGGUGCGGGGGUGGGGGAUCCCUUCCUGGCCCCACCCCUAAAACUUGCUGAGUCGCAAGCAAAUAACUUUCUCAGAUUGAUCUCUGUCACCGCACGGAGAGGUUUGCUCCGGGGCCCUCAGCCUUUCCGCCCAGCGCCAAUCUGCCUUGCCUGCCAAGCCCCUCCUACCCUGCACCUUUAAAGGCUGGCCGAGGGGAGGGUCGCCUGGAGAUUUCUUCUUAAGAAGUCGUACCGGUUUUUCUAGCUCCGCUGUGCGCCAGCAGAGCCACAGCAGCAGGAAGGAGCGCAGCCGCCACCGCUGCCGCCACCGAGCGGGCGGAGCUAUCAUCCUUUGCCUGUACACCACUCUUCUCAGAAAGGAUCUGCUACGACACUUGGAGUGUUGACUGUUGGAAGGACUAAGGUUGAUAUAACUUCACCUUGGAAAAGAAUUGCUUUGCAAGUGUGCCAUUUUUAUACAUGUUUCCGGGUACACAUGAAAAGAUGCAAAGUGAAGAAGACAGAGGGCCGUGGCCAUCUUGACUUCCAUCUGCCCAACUUCUACCUCCAACGUCUGCUCCCAGGUGGCAUAGUAACAUCUUUUGGAGAAAGAGAAUUGGCUUCCUUUCCUGAAAGUGGCAAAUGUACAACAGAUAGCUGCAUGGGAGGAACAGUAUCCAGAUGGCUGACUUUCUACAUUUUGUGUCAGAAAACAAAUCGGUUGUAAGAGUACAUGUUGAUCUUGGAAAUAGAAGGAUUAAAAAGAUUUAAGUUUCCACAAAAUAGAAGAGCUUGACCAUCUCCUUUUUGACCUGAAAACUGGGGGACAAUGGAUAUCAUAGAGACAGCAAAACUCGAAGAACACAUGGAAAACCAAACCAAUGACCCUACAAGCACUUACACAAGACCUGCUGAACCUGUUGAAGAAGAAAACAAAAAUGGCAAUGGUAAACCUAAGAGCCUAUCCAAUGGGCUGCGAAAGGGUACCAAAAAGUACCCAGACUAUAUCCAAAUUGCAAUGCCCACUGAAUCGAGGAACAAAUUUCCCCUAGAGUGGUGGAAAACAGGCAUUGCCUUUGUGUAUGCUCUCUUCAACCUGGUCUUGACAACUGUCAUGAUCACAGUUGUACAUGAGAGGGUCCCUCCCAAGGAACUGAGCCCUCCACUCCCAGACAAGUUUUUUGAUUACAUUGAUCGGGUGAAAUGGGCAUUUUCUGUAUCAGAAAUAAAUGGGAUUAUAUUAGUUGGAUUGUGGAUCACCCAGUGGCUGUUUCUGAGAUACAAGUCAAUCGUGGGGCGCAGAUUCUUUUUUAUCAUAGGAACUUUAUACCUGUAUCGCUGUAUUACGAUGUACGUUACUACUCUCCCUGUGCCUGGAAUGCAUUUCCAGUGUGCUCCAAAGCUCAACGGAAACUCUCAGGCAAAAGUAGAACGGAUUCUACGGCUGAUUUCUGGUGGUGGAUUGUCCAUAACUGGAUCACAUAUCUUGUGCGGAGACUUCCUCUUCAGUGGUCACACCGUUGUGCUGACACUUACUUAUUUGUUCAUCAAAGAAUAUUCGCCUCGUCACUUCUGGUGGUAUCAUUUAAUCUGUUGGCUGCUGAGUGCUGCCGGGAUCAUCUGCAUUCUUGUAGCACAUGAACACUAUACUGUCGAUGUGAUCAUUGCUUAUUAUAUCACAACACGGCUGUUCUGGUGGUACCAUUCAAUGGCCAAUGAAAAGAACUUGAAGGUCUCUUCACAGACUAAUUUCUUGUCUCGAGCAUGGUGGUUCCCCAUCUUUUAUUUUUUUGAGAAAAAUGUACAAGGCUCAAUUCCUUGCUGUUUCUCCUGGCCACUAUCCUGGCCUCCUGGCUGCUUCAAAUCAUCCUGCAAAAAGUAUUCACGGGUUCAGAAGAUGGGUGAAGAUAACGAGAAGUCUACCUGACGAGCAAAACCGAGGCAUCAGCUCUUACACCAAAAGAGUUAACGCUGUAACCAAAGGUAUAGUUUUGUUCUUUAUUUUAGGAGAACUGACUAGUAAAUGAAGAAAUGGACCAAAUUGUAGGUAAAUGAUUAGAAACAUGAACCAAGUAUUAUCCCUUGACUGCUUUUUAUUCAUCCUGAGAAGGAUAAUUCUCCUGCAGCUCUUCAUUCAUUGGUGACAAGCCCCCAAACUGGGAUUUUACUAAUGAGCUUGUUAAAGAGGUGCCAAAGAACAUAUUACUCCUUUCCUCAUUCUUUCUCUACUUCGGAAUGUUGGAUUUGUUUUCCUCCCAAGGUCAGAAGAUUUUGUUAAUGUUUUAAAUAAAAUAUCUGGAUAUAUACA
Molecule: messenger RNA, 2302 nt
Organism: Trichechus manatus latirostris (Florida manatee)
Lineage: Eukaryota; Metazoa; Chordata; Mammalia; Sirenia; Trichechidae
Gene: SGMS2
Product: sphingomyelin synthase 2
Exons: 8
Coding region: 824-1921 (365 amino acids)
Biological process (GO): ceramide biosynthetic process; sphingomyelin biosynthetic process
Cellular component (GO): plasma membrane; endoplasmic reticulum membrane; Golgi membrane
Molecular function (GO): ceramide cholinephosphotransferase activity; sphingomyelin synthase activity
Source: RefSeq, a predicted model, not a curated record